AUGGCUUCAGUAGUAGCUGCAUUGAGCUUGGAGCAAGAGACGCAUUUGUUGAAGCUCCUUCCCGAACCUGCCCAACUUCACCUGCUCUACAAGGGAAGCCACCAUGGGUUCUACAUGCAUACAAUCUGGUCUCCUUCAAACCGGCCUGCCGGUCUCUUAAACCGGGUCAGAGUUCUACUGAUGGGUCCUGCUGGGUCAGGAAAAUCCAGCUUCAUCAACUCUGUCAGAUCUGUGAUGUUCGGAAGAGUCCUUCUCCUGCCUUUUAUUGGGACUGCAACAAAGGGCUUCAUCAAGAAGCUGAAGUCGUAUGACAUCCGGUCAGAGAGAGGGGGGAAGCCCACAGCUCUGACCCUGUGUGAUGUGUUGGCUCUGGGGGACGGCGRGAGGACUGGCCUGACUCUCACAGACGCACUGGCUGUUAUCAAGGGAUAUGCCCCCGAGGGACAUGAUUUUCAAAGUGAUGUGCCCAUCAAAGGAGAGACUCCAGGUUACAGAUCUGUUCCCUCGAUAAAUGACCAAAUCCAUUGUGCGGUGUUCGUUCUGAAUGCCUGCCAAAUCAUGUCCACCAGUGAUGACCUUACAGAGACACUGAGGACACUUCAAGCUGAGAUCGCAGAUCUGGACAUCCCCCAGGUGGUUCUGUUGACCCAUGUGGACCAGGUGUGUCAUGCCAUCCAAGAGGAUGUGAAGUUUGUCUACUCCAGCCGGAUCCUACAGGAGAAGAUGCAGAAAGCAGCAGAGGUGGUGGGKUUGYCWGUGUCCYAUGUGCUUCCAGUGAAGAACUACUCCAGUGAACUGUCUGUGAGCUGCAACACUGACAUCCUGCUGCUGAGUGCAGUUCAUCACAUUCUCCAAGCUGUGGACGACACGWAUGAGGAAAACCACCCUCCCACCCCUACAGACGCAUCUGCAGAACCUCCAUCUGCAGAAUUUCACCAAUCCCAGUAACCUUUUAAUAUUUGACUAGUAACCAUUGGUGAGUUAUCAUGUGCAGUUGUUUAUUGUGAUUGGAUGUUUUCUUUGGGGUGUAAUUUUUUCUCUCCAGAUGUUGGAACCUACUUGUAUGUUUAUUAGGUUUAAAAAUAACAAAUGAAUUCAAGUGAGACAAAAUAUGUUUUUGUACAAUAAACCAAUGAGAAGAUGA
Molecule: messenger RNA, 1144 nt
Organism: Salvelinus sp. IW2-2015
Lineage: Eukaryota; Metazoa; Chordata; Actinopteri; Salmoniformes; Salmonidae
Product: interferon-induced protein 44-like
Biological process (GO): immune response
Source: RefSeq, a predicted model, not a curated record